Sorex fumeus (smoky shrew) is the source of this 1405-nucleotide messenger RNA. It is a transcript of the gene PYCR2, whose product is annotated as pyrroline-5-carboxylate reductase 2. The transcript is spliced from 7 exons. Gene Ontology annotation, molecular function: pyrroline-5-carboxylate reductase activity. Lineage: Eukaryota; Metazoa; Chordata; Mammalia; Eulipotyphla; Soricidae. Gene Ontology annotation, biological process: L-proline biosynthetic process. The coding region runs from base 105 to 1067 and encodes 320 amino acids. The record is from RefSeq and is a predicted model, not a curated record.
GAGUGAGUGUGGUCGCGGCGCGCGGCGCCGGAAGCUCCCCGGAAUUACGCGCGCCGGAGACGACGGCAUCCCUGAGGCAGCUCUUGCAGACGUGUCCGUGGACCAUGAGCGUGGGCUUCAUCGGCGCAGGCCAGCUGGCCUGUGCCCUGGCGCGGGGCUUCACGGCCGCAGGCAUCCUGUCGGCUCACAAGAUAAUAGCCAGCUCCCCAGAAAUGGAUUUGCCCACGGUGGCCGCGCUCCGGAAAAUGGGAGUGAACCUGACCCGGAGCAACAAGGAGACCGUGAGACAGAGUGACGUGCUGUUCCUGGCCGUGAAGCCACACAUCAUUCCCUUCAUCCUGGAUGAGAUUGGGGCCGACGUCCAGGCCCGGCACAUCGUGGUCUCCUGUGCGGCCGGGGUCACCAUCAGCUCUGUGGAGAAGAAGCUAAUGGCCUUCCAGCCGGCCCCCAAGGUCAUCCGCUGUAUGACCAACACACCUGUGGUGGUGCGGGAGGGCGCCACGGUGUACGCCACGGGCACGCAUGCCCUGGUGGAGGACGGACAGCUGCUGGAGCAGCUCAUGAGCAGCGUGGGCUUCUGCACAGAGGUGGAGGAAGACCUGAUCGACGCCGUCACUGGCCUCAGCGGUAGCGGGCCUGCCUAUGCAUUCAUGGCCCUGGAUGCGUUGGCCGAUGGAGGGGUGAAGAUGGGCCUGCCAAGGCGCCUGGCAGUCCGGCUGGGGGCCCAGGCCUUGUUGGGGGCUGCCAAGAUGCUCCUGGACUCGGAGCAGCACCCUGGCCAGCUCAAGGACAACGUGUGCUCCCCCGGCGGGGCCACCAUCCACGCGCUGCACUUCCUGGAGAGUGGGGGCUUCCGCUCACUGCUCAUCAAUGCCGUUGAGGCCUCCUGCAUCCGGACACGGGAGCUGCAGUCCAUGGCUGACCAAGAAAAGAUCUCCCCCGCGGCCCUCAAGAAGACCCUCCUGGACAGAGUGAAGCUGGAAUCCCCUUCUGUGUCCACAUUAACCCCCACCAGCCCGGGGGUUCUCCUCACGAGAAGCCCAGGGCCGGGAGGCAAGAAGGACUAAGGGCCCUCCUGGGGGUCUGUCCAGGGAGGGGGCCACUCAAUCAUCCUGGGCAGGUGAGACUGGGAUCCCCAUGUCCCACUUUGGGAGAUGCUCGGGAGUAGAGGGGGCACCAGAAGCCAGGUGUAGCCCCGCAGACCUCUAGCUAUUGGGAGAGAAGCAGGAGGGUUCCAAGGGUUCUUCACCCAGAACCCUCAGCAGGGUCCGUGUGCUACCCAGUCAGGAAGGUUAGGUCUGAGCGAGGGCCUACCCUCCUAAAUAAAUGGGGAACAAGCAAGCAACUUAGAACUGUCCAGUGAAUCAGCAGCGUAAGAAGCGAAACUGUGCUUCUGUAUAACUCU